This is a messenger RNA of Ilex paraguariensis (yerba mate), 2210 nucleotides long. Lineage: Eukaryota; Viridiplantae; Streptophyta; Magnoliopsida; Aquifoliales; Aquifoliaceae. The record is from the annotation of a GenBank genome assembly.
CCAAGAAUGUAGAUAUAAUUGAUAUUAGUACAAAUGUACUAUGUUACAUUUCCUUUCAAGCAUGAUAGCUGAAAUGAAAAAGAACAUAAAUUUUUGCUUAUGAUUUGGAAACACAAACAUAUAAUUAACUGCAACGUACAGAAAUAUAGGAACUAAUCUCUCUGUUGUUGCAGUGAAUUGUUAGAAAUUUGUUUAGUUAUAAAUUGUAAAUAAAGUUCAUGAGGCAUAAUUUGUGAGAGAUAAAGUGGCUGGAGUGUUAUCUCUAUGCUUUGAUUUAAUUUUAUGCCAUAACAAAUUUCAUUUGCUAAUAACAUAUCUUGUUGAUGGCUUUGGGCCAUGAUGCUGGUUUCCUGGCGUUGCUACGUUUACCUGUUUAAAGAGAGAAGUGCCAUGUUACUCAAGUUUAUCUUUGUUAUUCCUAUAGUUACAGCUUAAAAAUGUGCAGUGUUGGAAGUGAUAGACAUAAGUUUUAUGCAAACAUGGGGUCUAAACUGGGUGCAUUUUUCAUUUGGUUGUCUGCAUUUUUAUGAGCUCGCCUGUGUUCCACAGCAAAAUCGACAUGGCCUGUUGCUUGAUGGAAUUCGACAGCAUCAAGUGCUCAAUCAAAUAUUUUGUCAGCAAAAAUACCUCGUUUCUCUAGAAUAAGUAUUACGCAAUAAUUAAUCGACCAUGGUAAGCAGUUUCAUUUAGACUUCAUGGAUUUGCUUCAUGGUUUGUUUCACUCCUGAUUUUCAGUUCUGACAUAUUAACCUCUAAAUAAUGAAAGGGCUAUUGACUUUAUUCUGUUUUUGUUCUUCCUUUAAUCCAUUUAUUUAGCAGUUUAUUGCAUAUGUUGUCUGCAACCUCUUCUCAGCUCUGCAGCUUGUUCUUGGUUUUGCUUGUCCCUGAUUUGUCAUUUGUUGCAGGUGUCAUGAACAGUACUUCAUUUUAGAAAGCCUUGUCCUUCAACUCUCGAAGGCUUGUAAAGAUGAAGAAAAUGGUGAUUUCUGCAGUGAGAGAGCCUACUGCUCGAAUAACACGAGCUCGAGCUGCUUGCCUUCAACAAUCUGGAGGCAAGCCCUCUUCAGAAGUACCAAAGCAGCAGGAUCAGAAGCGGGUUUUACGAACAAAUUCAAAAAGAGCAGCCUUGGAUGAGAGGAACACCAGUGUUCCUGUUGCUGCUUGUGUUCAGCAGAAGAGGAGGGCUGUGCUUAGGGAUGUGACAAAUGUUUGCUGUGAUAAUUCUUACAAAAAAUGCCUCAAUGCCACAAAAAUUUCGAAAAAGAAUAGCAAGCAAGCUAACAAAAGUUCAGUUCAUGCGUCCAAGGCAGUCUCUGUUGCAGUAAAAAUCCAACAGGUUCCAGCUGAAUUAACAAGUAUUGGACAAGAAAUUGGGAAGGCUGAAUCUCUAUCUGCAGGAGCAUGUUCCAUGAUCUUAGAAGAAAACAUUCCUUUACAGCUAAAUACGGAGACUAUUGCAAAAGAGUAUAGCCUACACAAUCCUCAGCUUGGAAAACAACCACCAGGAAAUCCUUCACCAUUGCAAAAAUUUUCAACAAAAGAGAAAUUUGGACUUUAUGAGAAGCAGAUGGUAUCUUCCAAUCCAGACUUCACAGAUAUUGAUUCUGAUCAUAAGGACCCUCAGUUGUGCAGCAUCUAUGCUCCUGAUAUAUACAGCAAUUUACGCGUUGCAGAGCUAGUCAGAAGACCACACUCUAAUUUUAUGGAAACAGUACAGCGAGAUAUCACUCAGAGUAUGCGGGGAAUUUUGGUUGACUGGCUUGUGGAGGUGUGUGAAGAGUAUAAGUUGGUGCCAGACACACUGUAUCUCACCGUGUGUCUCAUUGAUUGGUUCCUCUCUCAAAACUACAUCGAACGGCAAAGGCUGCAAUUACUCGGCAUCACUUGCAUGUUAAUAGCCUCGAAGUACGAAGAAAUCUGUGCACCACGUGUUGAGGAACUUUGCUUCAUCACAGACAACACUUACACAAAAGGAGAGGAUUUGAAGUACAUUUGGUUGAUGAUAUAUCCCCUAAAGGGACUCAAUGGAGAGACUGGAAGUGUUAUGAUAUGGUCAUCCAAAAUUCCUAAUGACAAGAUUGUAGAAGGGUACUUAUGUUGUAGUUUGUAACUUUCAGCACUUAGUUUAAAUGCAACAGAAAAAGAUAAUGCUUCUCAAUUAUGAGGACUUUUGGCUACCUGGAAAGGAUUAGAAUGUGGCCAUUUUACUG